This is a messenger RNA of Lepisosteus oculatus (spotted gar), 557 nucleotides long. The record is from RefSeq and is a predicted model, not a curated record. NCBI's taxonomy places the organism in Eukaryota, Metazoa, Chordata, Actinopteri, Semionotiformes, Lepisosteidae.
UUCGUGACUCCUCCCUGCACAAAACCGUUUCCUCCUUCUCCGGCUGUAAUGCCAUGGCGAUCACCGCUGAGCACAUUCGCGAGAAGCUGACCGCGGAAAUCGGUGCAGUGCAUGUGGAAGUGGAGGACACGUCCCCCAAUAGGUGUGCGGCGAGCUUCAAGGUGCUGGUGGUGUCGCCGCAGUUCGAGGGCAAGACGCUGCUGCAGAGACACAGGAUGGUCAACUCCUGUCUGGCUGAGGAGCUGAAGGAGAUCCAUGCCUUUGAGCAGAAGACGCUGACGCGGGAGCAGUGGGAGAAGCAGAAUGCUCAGUAGUGGAAGACCGAGCCUCAGACCAGCCCGACAUUGCAGUGCAAUGCUUUUCCUCGCCUGGAGGGGGCGCUGUGCUUAAGCGCUCAGUCAGAGUGAACAAUCACAGGUCCACUCCAGCCCCUCGUAUCUUUGCUGUGUUUUUGCCCCAUCAGCUUGGACUAGAUUCUGGGUGUGUAUGUGUUGGAGGUCGUAAUGGGGAGAUGUAACACAUUUUUGCCAACAUGGUAAAAGUUAUUUCUGUUUCUA